This is a messenger RNA of Polypterus senegalus (gray bichir), 3044 nucleotides long. RefSeq names its product C-type lectin domain family 10 member A-like. Lineage: Eukaryota; Metazoa; Chordata; Cladistia; Polypteriformes; Polypteridae. Bases 116 to 1420 code for a protein of 434 amino acids. The record is from RefSeq and is a predicted model, not a curated record. The transcript is spliced from 9 exons.
AUUGUUGUUAACAGAAAGACAGAAACUGAGAGAGACUGUGAUCAGAGCAGACUGAACAGCAGACGCAGAACUGUCAAGACUCCUCAUCCUCGGUUGCUGCUGUAUCCUCUGUAGGAUGGCCAGUGAAGACUUCUACAGCUCAGUAGUCUUCCCAGAGAAGAAUCAGCAACCAAAAAGCCGGAUACCACCAGGACGAAAAGAUAAUGUCAUUUAUGCAGAAGUAAAACUUAAAAAUCGUCCAGGUCAACCGGUGGAAGAAACAGACUCUGACACAGAUGCAGAAGAGAUACGGACAGAUGAUUCUCAGUAUACAAAUUACAUGAUGAUAGACUGGAAUCUAGUAGAAGACGUCAAGCAGCCGUGUGGGGAAACACCUGUUGUACCUCCUGUUAAUGAAAAAAAGAAGAUCAAUUUGUUGACACCCUUGCUGAUGUUUCAUUGUGCUUUAUUGUUAGCUGCCUUCAUCUCUCUGAUAGUGUACUAUGUAAUUAGCCACAAGUAUACAGCAAAAGAACAGAAACUACAACAUAAUCUUUCUACUGCUGAAAACAAGUCAAUGCGUUUACAAGCAGACCUCAACAUUAUGCAACUGCAGCUGUCAGAUCUGCAGAAUCAGGCCUCAGCACUUAACUGGAGCUGUAAUGAGUUACGCUUUCAGAACAGAGAACUAAAACAGAACCAGAGUGAGCUGCAGAACAAGACCAGGGAAAUGAGAGAGAAACAAACAGCGCUGUUGUUUGAGAACGCAAAAUUGAAAUCAAACCAAAGUGAACAGCAGAAGCAGUACCAAGAACUAAAAGACAACCAAAGUGAGCUGACAAAAACACAGAGUGUACUGCUUGCAAAAUACCAGCAGCUAAAUGACAAUCACAGCAAAUUAACUGCAGAUUUCAAUGAAUACUGUCCUAUUAAAGAUAAGGAAAGAAGGUGUCACAUCUGCCCAGACCAAUGGUUUUAUUUCAAAUCAAAAUGUUACUUUUUCACCACUGAAGCACAGAACUGGCACUCUAGCUGUAAAUACUGCCGUGCAUUGAAAGCAGAACUGGUGAUUAUCAAGAGUAAAGAGGAACAGACAUUCUUAAUAGAUAAGAUAAAAACAUUGAAAAAACAUGAAGACAAAUCCUAUUGGAUUGGACUAACUGAUGAGAAAACAGAAGGUCAAUUUCAGUGGGUGGACAACAGCCCUCUGGACCAGGAAAUGGCAAAAGACUUCUGGGGACUAAGAGGGCAUGAUAAGGGCAAAGAGCCGGACAACUGGGAAGGAAAAAAUCAGAAAGGGGAAGACUGUGUGACGAUACAAGUUCACGCUUCUCAUGGUUGGUAUGAUUCAAAUUGUAAAGAUCAGACAAAUAUGAUCUGUGAAGCAGAUUCUACACAGUAUGUAGAUGCGCCAAGGGCCAAAAGCUUCCAAAUGGAGUAGUGUUACACAGAGUCUCCAAAAUAUGACUUUACCUGGCAAAUAAUCCAUUCAUCAAGCUGGCAUUUCUGACUACUGGAGUAACAGCAUUCAGUGCUCCAUGAAGCAGGCUGUGCAAACUAAGAGAUGAACUUACAAAAUAAUAAACCUUUGAUUUCACUGCUGUCUUUGAAUGUGUCAACCACAGCAUCCUCCAAAUACGCCUAAAGGACUUUUCUACAAAAUGCUUCUCCUUCAUUGUGCUCCUUCUCCAGUUGCAUAUAGCGUGUUGCCCUUGGUGAAGCCUCUCUGUUCUUAUGUCUCACCAGAUUCGAUGCUGUUCUUUAUCUAAAAAAUGUCUCUGGGCUACUCAGAUUCUCCUUUUCUGUUCAUAUGUGAACAUCACUCUUACACCAAAAUUCAAAGACUGACAGCCUCACUGCCUGAACUUCAACCUCAGUGCCUAUUUGCUUGCUAUCUUCCUAUCUAAUAUCCUAGUGAAAGACAAAUGUCUUCUGGAUCUUCUGUUUAACUCACAAAGUCUAAAACUUUCUCUGUAGAAGCCAACCUUUGCAAAUUUAGCUUUUGUGUCAUUCUUGACAAAACAUUUAAUUUUGUUGCAUCUCAGCUGUAGUCAAUGUCACUUUCUGUCACCUACAAUAUACAAUUGGAGUUCAACUCUUCCUCUUCUUCUCCACUAAUGCAAAAAUAUCACCAUAAUUGCCUCUCAGUGGAUUACUGGAGUGCAUUUCGAUGGACAAAGCACCUGAAGCUUGUGACUGGGGAUGUUAUACAAAUUACUUUAAACAAUUUAUAAGUGAUUUAGAAUUAUUUUCAACUGCAUUCGUUAAAAAACAGGGUGAAGUGGGAGUUGUUCAUUCCUCCAGCCAUCUGUUUAUCUAAUUCAGGGUCAUGAGAAGGCAGUUCUAAGUGUAAGGUUAAUGGAAAGCUAGUCCUGUGGACAAUUCUCUUUUUAUGUUUCUUUUCUUGAGUUCUUGAGUCUUUUUUUAGAAAUGGAGAUUUCAGUGGUUAAAAAUAUGUAACAGGAUCUAAAAUGUUUGAAACCAGUAGUUUGAAAUAAUCCUUUGAAAUUAGCUUUUAUUUGUAUUUUAUGUGUUUUUAUCACAAUCGUCUGCUUCUUUAACGUGCAAAGAUUUACCGUUAUUAUCUUAUAUAUUGAUGGAGUGGUGGUGGAUGCUUUCCAUCUGAAUUUCAAAUUGAAAUAUGUAUUUAGGAAUUUCUAAAGUAACCCUCAACAAUUCCAAGUUCCUGCUUUCUAAUCUUUUGGCUAUGGUACUUGUUUUGUGCCAUCUGUAAAGUUUGCAUGAUCUCUCCUGUCUGCACUGGUUUCACAUUUUUGGCCUCUCCUGCUUGAAUGUCUUUUGUUAACAACACAGUUUUUGUGCAAAGACAUGUCUCUUGUUCACAAUAUGAAAAAGACAAUUUUGUUUUUGCUUAUUCUUUAUAUACAGUUUGAAAAUAGAAUGGUACUUUUUAAGGAUUUCUCUCUUUCUGACUUGUUUUUGUAGAGCAUUAACAUUUUAAACCGUUAGACUAUUUCUACUCUGUUUGACUAAUGUUUGCAUCUGGAACAUAAUUAAUGCAAAUAAUGUUGUUGUGACUGGUAAUAAAUAAUUCAAACAUCACA